GCGUGACCUCAUGCGCGAGGAGCGCCGGCCGCCCGCGCGGCUCCCGGCCGGAGGCGGGGGGGGGGGCGGGGAGCAGGGGGGGGGCCCUGACUCAGCCGGCGGCGGGGACUCACCGCGCGCACGCCGCGCUGACACACUGGCCACGCCGCGGGGCAGCCGCCGAUCACGCGCGGGUGCCGGGCGCCCAUUGGCCGCUGCCUCACACACCUUUGCCGGCGAUUGGCGGCGCGCCGCCGGGAGCCCCGCCUCCCCCCCGCCCCGCCCGCGCGCGGGGCUGGGGGAUCCGCCACCUGAAUGGGGAGCGGUGAACAAAAAGAGGAAAAUAAAGGCAGCGGGCGGAGAGCGGCGGUGGCGACGGCUCCGGGUAGGCUCGGCUCCAGCCCGCCGAAACAGAAGGAAGAGAUGGAGAUGAUGACUGAGAAGCAAAGAGAUUCUAGGUGUUUCUGGAACAGUACUCCUGAAACAAGUGAUUAUGAGGCUGUAGAAGCCCUUAUUUCUAUGAGCUGCAACUGGAAAUCAGACUUCAGAAAACAUGCAGAAAUGAGGCCUAUAACUCCAGCGUCUGACAUGUCAGAAGAGAGCGAUGAGGCUUUGAUUCCUGGAGCAGCAGACUUCCCUGCAAUACCAGCAUUUUGCCUGACCCCUCCCUACAGCCCUUCUGACUUCGAGAUGUCGCAUCCAGGGGCAUCGGCACCUGCUGUAGCGCUCGGCAGGUCACUGGCUGAGGCUGCCAAGCCUACUCCAGCCAUACCUCGAAGAGAGGCGGAGAGGCCUCCAGCAGGCGGGCCUCUGAAAGCUCAAGCCACCAGCGUUAUCCGGCACACGGCCGAUGCCCAGCUGUGCAGUCGCAAAACCUGCCCGGUGAGAACGGCCAGCGUGCUGAAGUACCAGGACAGUGCUGCGAGGGAAGCCAGCGGCAAACACAGUGCCGAAGCAGAACGUUUGGUGUGUGCUGCCGUGGCACCAAGCAAAGCCGGUGAUGAGAGCAUUGAGCCGCUGGUGGCAGAAGGCAAAACCACAGAAGCUGCUGUUGGUCUGGUGCCUGCGGCAAAGCCCUCAGUCGGCACGCAGCAGCCUGUCCCCGGGCUGGUGCAGCAGGCGGCAGUGGUGACACCACCUUGCUCCAGUCAAGGCAGUGGAGCUCCUCCCGUGCCAGUGAUUUGCCAGAUGGUCCCAGUGCCCACAAACAACAACGUUGUGACGGCCGUGGUACCCAACACCACGCCAAACCAGCAGCCAGCUCUGUGUCAGCCCAUGGUUUUCAUGGGCACUCAGGUUCCCAAGGGUGCUGUUAUGUUUGUUGUGCCCCAGCCGGUUGUGCAGAGCACAAAGGCUCCCAUUAUUAGUCCAAAUGGCACAAGACUGUCUCCCAUUGCCCCUGCCCCUGGCUUCGUACCUUCUGCAGCAAAAACCACUUCUCCGGUUGAUUCUUCAAGGAUAAGAAGUCACAUUUGCAGCUACCCAGGAUGUGGGAAGACAUACUUCAAGAGCUCCCAUUUGAAGGCUCACAUCAGAACACACACAGGAGAAAAGCCGUUUAGCUGUAGCUGGAAGGGCUGCGAGAGGAGGUUUGCCCGGUCUGAUGAACUGUCGCGGCACCGCAGGACGCACACCGGCGAGAAGAAGUUCGCCUGCCCGAUGUGCGAGCGGCGCUUCAUGCGGAGCGAUCACCUAACGAAGCACGCACGGCGCCACCUGUCGGCCAAGAAGCUGCCGAACUGGCAGAUGGAAGUCAGCAAGCUGAACGACAUCACCCACUGAGGGGGCUGGCUCCGAAGGCGGUGCAAUUAACUGUUGUUGCUGGGGCAUUGCCAGCGGGGAAAAGGCUUUUUCCUCCUGGCUGUGGCUCUCCUGCACCGGCUGCUGACGGCAGCGCAGCAGAGAGGCAAAGGCGGUCUGCGCUUGGUCACAAAGCAGCUUGCUGGGAGAAGCGGUGACUGACUGGGAUAGCGGGUGUCUUUUGCACUGGUAGGGAGAGAGGGAAAGGGGAAGCUGCAGGGCAGAGCAGCACACCUCAUGCCAGUUCUGAAUUCUGCAGAUUACUCAUAUAUGGCAGUCACACGGGAGUGUUGCUGCAGUUGGCUGCUGAUGCUUGAGACCAACUCCCCUUUUGACUGUCAGUUGUUGUCAGUCUGCAGCACAGCCCAGACUAGGCAGAGGCAGUGUAUGGGCACAGGCUCGAAUGGCCAGAAUGCACCUGCAUCAAAUAAUCCAAAUUGGUUUUCCUACUUCUGCCACCUUUUCUAGGUAGGAAUCUUCCUUUCCAUUCUCCAGCCCCAUCUUAAGUGAUGCUUUGGUACCAGACUCCUGGUGAUUUUGGACCUGUCCUCCUGCAUGGGGCAUUUAAUACACCCAGCUUUAUAAUGUUAUCCAGAGGGGGCUUGGGGUGGGUGUCCAGGGGCAGCACGAGGGCAGCUGCAGGGGUCAGAACAUUUCUGAAUCCUCGUUAGCUUUGUAAUAUUUUCCCAGCUUCUUUGGCAAUCUUUGUGAUCAUUACAGUUGGUUAUCCUGGGACAUCUUAUGGCACUUCUGCUUUUGUGUUGCUUAUGGUUUCCUUUCUACCUUCUCACAACUGUACCACAGCCUUGGUCAGGAGCAGGUACAGUGCACUUUUAAGAGAAAAGAAUUGUAACUGUAGACUACUCGGGUUGGUUAGGGAAGAAACCCAAGACUCUUAGGCUUCUUGAUCAUGUUAUUCAUGGACAGAUGGUUUAUGCUGAAAAUGAACAGGAUUUCUUUUGUAAUGUAUGGUGUUAAAUUAGGAAGUUGUGAUUUGACAGGUGAAACGAGGCAGUAAAGGCACCGGCCUAGGAUCUCAACUAUAGCUUUUGUGACAAAUAAUGCAGCAGCUUUCACUAUUUCUAUUUUAUCAUACUAUGUGGAGGACACAGAAGGUGAAGAGUUUGAAAACAGUGUAUUAGCUUUUUGUGACUACUUUAAAGAUUUGCACAUUUCUUACGUUGUACUUUAUACUUUGUUUACAGUAAAACCCAUUUUCUUUAAUA
This is a messenger RNA of Pogoniulus pusillus (Red-fronted tinkerbird), 3005 nucleotides long. RefSeq names its product KLF transcription factor 10 (gene KLF10). Gene Ontology annotation, biological process: regulation of transcription by RNA polymerase II. The record is from RefSeq and is a predicted model, not a curated record. The transcript is spliced from 4 exons. Bases 295 to 1761 code for a protein of 488 amino acids. NCBI's taxonomy places the organism in Eukaryota, Metazoa, Chordata, Aves, Piciformes, Lybiidae. Gene Ontology annotation, molecular function: DNA-binding transcription factor activity, RNA polymerase II-specific; RNA polymerase II cis-regulatory region sequence-specific DNA binding.